Pocillopora meandrina is the source of this 9129-nucleotide messenger RNA. The record is from the annotation of a GenBank genome assembly. Lineage: Eukaryota; Metazoa; Cnidaria; Anthozoa; Scleractinia; Pocilloporidae.
AUGAGUUGGCGUAGAGGAAGAACGACGUUUUCAUCGAGACCACCGCUUCAAAAAUGUCUGAUCUUGUGCCGUCGUGUUUUGGUGAUACCACUGUUGGUUGGUUGCGGUUUAAUUUUGAGAGCAGCGGCUGACGGCUUGGAAUUGACAGACGGUAAGGAUUAGGGCUCUUUUUGUCGUCGUUCUAACAAUAAAAUCAUUGGAUUUUAAUCUCGUUCGUUGUCUGUCGAUUUUAAGGUUUGUGGUACACAUCUAGAAAAGAGUAAGUAAUGUUGAGAUGCGGGAAUCAUAGCGGCACAUCUCAGUUCUCUCGUUUGUCUUCAGCCAGUUUUCAUGAAAUAUUAAGUUUUUAGCUGAGAAAUGUUUUUGCGAUCUUCAGCAUUCUCUUACAACCUUGGCUUUAAAGUAUAGAGAUUCGAUAAUGCGAAUUUUUUAAGAUUGCUGUUUGUUAAAAUCAAUGUUUUAUCAUAGUUUGUACUGCUUGGACCGGAACUUUGCCAAUUUUCAGUAAACAAACCAAAAGUAUUCCACACCAUCGGGCUUAUUAGUUUAUAUUUCGAGGAAAAGUUAUCCGGUGUGGCUAAAAAAAGAAGGGAAAAAAAAGGAAAGUCUAACUUCGCUUCUUCAAUAAAUAUUCUCUCCGAAUCUGGUUAAAAACAAAUUUUAUCGAGGCCUGAAGAUCUUAUCAAAACUCGCUAAUUCCAUCGCCAUCGCUGCAGAAAAAAAAUACAUCAAAGUGUAAUCUGUAGCGAGUGGCAAUUCUAGGAAUGAAGAACAUCGUGACAGUCAUAAGGAGAGUUUUUCGACAAAGAAGCUGGUAAUUGUGUUUGGCAAUUGUGUUUCUCGCUGGCAGAAAGUGGUUAUUAUUUUCGUAAUACAAAGAUCCUCGAAAUGGCUUGUAAGUGAGAACAAGGAAUUUAUUUGCGUUUUGUUAAUAGCUGCACAAUGCAGACUAGUGUCAAAGAUUGUUUUAUUUCGGUAAUUGCACUGACAGACUCCUUCAUUUCAUGGCGGUUUUGCUGUGUUUGUUUUAUGUACAACAUUGUAGUAAAAGAUGAGAUGAAAAUUAAUCAGCAAAGCCGACCAGCAUGCAGCAUGAUGAACACAGUAUGAACGGAACGGUCUUUUGAAAUGCAAACUGCAUUGUAAACUUUAAAUGUGGCUAAAAAAAUUCUACUUGUGUUUUGUCUCCUCUGUAAACCUAAAAAUACGUUGUUAUGCUUGUUUAUCUAAUUGAGUUGUUGGUUUUUCAGCUUCAAAUUGUCAACACCAUUAAAAACAUGUUGUGCCUUCUACUUCUUUGUGCGUAACAUGUAUAAAAUGUAAGUGAGGAAAUGAAGCGCACCUGCUGAUGUAGAUCGCUAGAAACAAACAAGAUAAUUAGCUGAUUUAUUUUUAAAAAUACGUUUUAAAACGUUUUGCAGCGAUGUUGACUCAACGUAGGAUGAAAAAAAAAUUCAGCUAAAAAGUGCAGGCUCCAUUCAGGAAAAAAACAAUUUGCGGUUUUGAUAUAAGACCUCUUGCCGCGGGAUAAUCUCGUUAUUGUCUCAAUCCCUAACAACUGUGGACGAAUUUUCAUAUUCUAUUCUCCAUUUCUCGUUUAGGACAACAGUCACUGGCGAGGUGUUAAGUAUUGCCUUUGAAAAAGACCUCUCACUUAUUACUAAAAUGCAAAUUUUUUGCUCUUGCCAUCAAAGACGGAAAAGGGCUUUCCUGAACGAAAAUACUAAGAAGUGCUUUGCUUUUCGCCAAAUAGGAUUUUCUGUCCCAAACAACAAAGAAAAAUAAAAUGUUCUAGCUACAGUUAUACAAAGUGGAAGAGUCUGUCAAUUAUCCUUCACAAGAGCGUUUAUCGAUUUGUAUCACUUGAGAUUCAGAGCUCUUAUUUUGUGAUAGCGACUUGUAAAAAUACCGCUAAUUAAAAUUUUCAACUGCAUCACCUGAACAAAAGACGUAAUGUUAAGUGAUACUAAUUGGUUUGAUCCCGACUGAAGACAGAUUAAUUGACUAUCUGACACAAUGCAACAAUCUGCCUUAACCGUCCAGGUUCACUUUAGAGUAAACAUCACAUUUUGAUGGUGUCAAAAAAAACACAGACACACAUAGAAAGACAAUUUGGUACCGUAUAAUUUUUUGCUUUUUCCACAUCAUCGAGUGAUUUUAUUCUUACUUGAAUAAACGGGAAUAAUGACAUUAUAGAACUAACUCCUACUCAAAUCCACGCAAGAAAAACACUUCAAUUGAUUUUCACAAACACCCAGUUUUCUUUUUUUUCAGUGCCUUUACUUCUGUUCCUUACUUUGUUUUCUAAUUACUCUUCUUCAGUGAAGAAAAAGCAAGUUAAGUGUCGCAUUAUAUAAAAAAGUGUGCGAGAGGGGAUGGAUAUUUGAUGGUCCUUCUUGCGAUUAACACAUAACCAUUUUAUCAUGAGACUCGCACGGCCCGGAAUUCUAUUGAAAAUACGUACUAGACAAAAAAUUUCCCAAUGAGACUCGUAGGCGAUGGCGUGAUUAGGGCCGGGAAAAGGUCGUGCAGCGCUGCAAGAAGCAAGAAGAAAGGAAGAAAGAUAAAGGGCGGCAGUCAAAUGAUGAAAUGCUUGAUGACCAAGCCAGGUCGGGCCGCACGGGAAAAUAUUUGGCUCUCGUUAGGACUUCGCUGAGCUCGGAGCCAAAUGUUCACCACUUCGGUCCUUCCCCUUAGUCAAUAAGUACAUAGUAUUCUUUUGUGCUCAUUUCACAGGAUCAGUUUUUCAAUCAAGACAUCUGUUAUCAAGUGUCGAGUGGGAAACUUGCAACUUUGAAAUCGGUCAUUCGAGAAACUAUUCAACGCGGGAAACAUGGUGGGCUCCCAAAGAAGCAUAUGGCUGGCUAGCGUUGCAUAUAUUUUGUGUUCUCGUCAUUUUUGUAGGUAAAGUAUGAAAGUGUUUAUUGAGGUCCGUCCUCGCAUUUUAGAUACAGCCUUCACUUCGGUUGAUUAUUGGAGCAAGUGUUUUCAGUGAUAGUAAAGUGUCACAGAAAUUUUUUUUCAGAAAUGUGAAAGUUUUGAAAUCAGACAACAGUUUCUUUACCACCUACCUUUGCUCUGAAUCCAUUGCACUUCUAGCUCAGGGUUUUAUGAGUUAUGUAAUUUGCACAAAAUAGUUAUAAUAGAAAAUAAGCGUUAUUUAAUUUUACUUUUUAUAGCGCUUGCUAUCGUUUGCGAUGACUUCUUUGUGCCAUCCCUUGAAGCAAUAUCUGAGAAACUGGAUCUUUCUGAGGAUGUGGCAGGUGCAACCUUUAUGGCUGCAGGUUCUUCUGCUCCGGAGCUAUUUACUUCUGUCGCAGGAGUAACAGUAGAAAGCGAUGUCGGAAUUGGAACAAUAGUAGGGUUAGAGGAAUCUUUCGUACUUUUCUGCCAUAAAUAUGCUUAAUCGCUUAUAUAAAAUACUGUUUAAUACCCGAUGAUAUCACUGCUGAACUCUCUGUUAUGUCUAGGAGUGCUGUAUUCAACCUUCUCGUCAUCAUUGCUUUGACUGCGGCAUUGGCAGGACAGGUGUGCUUGGGUUAUUGAUCCAUAUUUGUAAUAUUUUUAAAAUUUGUUUGUCAUUUUAAGUUUUCACAACUAGUAUCCGUUCGAGUGUGCGAUUAUAUCUGUGUGGAACUCUCCCAUAAAUGGCGGGCCCAAUUACAAACUUUUUUCUUCAUGUAAAUUAGCCCUUCUUGUCAUGUAUGAAAACAAUUCUAUUUUUCCUGGAAAAUCGAAGCUCAUUCGCAUACACAUGAAAGAAUAAUAAUCUUGGGUACCAUUAUGAAAGAAGUCUAUUCGCAAAGGUUUUUGAUUCUACUUGCAAAACUUUUUUAAGAAGACUGACAGAGACAGAGUCGAAAUUUUCUGAAAAAAAUGUUCAAAAUUACUCUUUAGGCAAUUCUACAUUUUGGGUGAGCUUCAGUCACAUAGACGUCCGGCAAUAGUAGUUGCCAAGUCAUUUUUAUUUAAAGCCUUGGACAACUCUACCUGUUAGAAACCAAUUACAAAUGAAGUUGACCAUUUUUUCCAAUUCCUAGGUUCUUCAGCUGGACUGGAAACCGCUUAUAAGGGACUCCAUCUGCUACGCCCUGUCAAUCGGAUUUUUUUCUUGGUUUGCAUGGGAUGGCAAGUUCGAGCUCCAUGAGUCAAUCAUUCUGUUAGCCCUUUACUUCCUUUACAUAGUGUUGAUGAAGUUUAACAGAAAGCUUAUGGAUCUCAUGAGUGGGGCAAAGUACGUGACACUGUUUGAGUAUGGAACCUAAUGAAUAAAUAUUUAGAUUAUUUAUGUUUAAAAUGAUUCUUAUAGGCAACUGGCAUAUUGGUGCUUGUAAAGGUUAUCUAAAUAACUAUAAAUAUAGACCUAACCGGUUACUACAGCGACGCAUACUCGUGGUACUUAUUUUUCGUCAACUGUAAACAAUGAAACAAACUGAAUGAGGAAAAUUAUCCUCUUCUUAGUUAUAGAAAAGUAAAAAAUGCACCGAAAAUUAGAAAAGCACGAAUACCAUACUGUCUAAAAUCUAUAAAAUCAACAAUUUUUGAAAAAUAGAAACUAAAGGAGAAAAAAUUUCAUAGAUAUAAACACUUUCUAACGAGGUCAGCUUUAUUUCUUGUUGCCGGUCACCAUCAGAAUGUUCCCAAGGGACGAAGAACUUCCAUUGGCUUCCUAUACACUGUUAGUACAACUUACUUCUAGUUUUACUGUUUGAGUGAUUUCUUAAUUUACUCUUCACAAGAUAAACAAUGAUUCCAUACUUUAAAACAAACAAUAUUCAACUAAUAAACUUGAAUUCUCGACACCAACUCUGUACACAUUUUAAACGGUUUUAUUCGUAACUUUCUAUCCUAUUAAUGCUAUGGUGAAAUCGAUAUAUUCGAAAAAACAAGUAUAAUAUAAGUUAUUGACCUAGACAAGUAAUGAAGACGCGAAUUUCACAAAAAAAUUGCAACAUGAUUGUUGUUGAAAUAUACUUCUAAAUUUUACUGGUCUUAAGCAUAUAAAAUAACUGAAGUAAAACGUUUCUUAAGAGCUCAAGUCCAGACUGCUCACCUAAAUGCAUGGUUUCAACAGUGCUUGUUGAUAUCCUAAACUCUUUAAUUUUGGAAGGCCAAAAAAUAUUUUGUGUUUCUAUUUCAAGACACAAGGGAGGACAAGUCAGUCCACAAAAUACAGAAGUAACACAGUUUGUGAGUAGUGAUAUCGAUGUGCAGUCAGACCACAACACACUGAGCUCGUCCGUUGCUGUUCUUCAAGGUCGGCAAGGAGUACCUGCAGGAAAGCUUCCUCCCAUUAGACCUGUGGUAAGAAGCAUUUUUUUUUUGGAUAUAUACGGACCCCCUUGCAGACAACUGAAGAAAUAGUAAUUCAUCUAAGCCUCAGUGAGACUCAUUUUACUACCUAGCAAUGUUUUUAAACAUUAUGAAUUUCUGAAACGUUGAGUUUCUCUUUCAGGAAAGUAACGCAGAUGAAGGUGCUAACUCAAAAGUGCUUUUAACGACUAAUCUUAGUGAUCAAAAGAGAUUUUCACAUGCUAACAAAGGACAACUCUCCAGAUCAUUUGUAAGUAAACGGGAGCCUGGAUAUCAGUUUAAAUAAACACAUAUUUCACAGCCAGUUAGUAUAUGUUCUCGCAUCUCUGAAUCUUACAUCUAAAUGGACAAGACAUUUCUAAGUCAAGUUUAAAGAAUCUGUUCGAGAAAAAGAAGGCUAAGUUGGAAAGAGUGUGUUCAUAGGACGACUGGGCUUUCGUUUAACGACAAUAAGGACAAGCAAUAAAUUUGUUCCAUUGUACAUUUGUCCUCGUCAUUAACAGUAACUUUAUCCACGUUAUGCAAUAGUAAAAUAAACGAGUAAUUAGUUACAGUUAGAAAGCUGAAAUUCGUAAAUAUCAUAGUCUCGGAAAUCAUGAAUGUUUGGAAAAGUCUUCCUCAAAAAAGGCGUUCAGAAGUUGAUACUCGGCGAAGUUCAUUUGUUUCCAUGUAGAUAGUUGAGGCAGACAGGACGAGAGGUGGUUGCGCUUCAGGGAUGAAACAGUUGAAUGGAAGCUGAAAGAAGCUUAGCGGUAAAGACAGGAAACUUAGACAGAUGUGCUAAAGUGUAGCCUAUGAACAGUCACUCCAAAUCCUAAAAAUAAUCACUUUGAAGGUUGGGGGUGAUUGUACACAGCCUGGCUAGAGGGGUGUUUCUUUUUGGUACAAGUGUUGUAGCUAGACAAAAGACAUCAGCCAGUCAUUCAAGCUUACACAAGUUGGUUACUACUCUUAAAGCAAAUUUAUUAGGGCUUCACUAAAGGGAACCUAUAACUGACACAAAACUUUAAAAACAGUCGAUCAACCAAACAUUCCUGUCUAUUUUUGCGAUGGAUCUUCGUUUACAAACAGAUUAAUCUAUCCCUGGGACGCAGCCAUCACUCGACAUCUCCAGUCAAGCCGCGGCUUUCAGUAUCGUUUCCGGGACUAAGAGAACUUUAUGACAAUCCUAAGGCACAUCGACGGAGUUCUACUGGAUUGGCUGCUCCAGGAGAAAAAAUCAGGCUUAAAUCAGUAGCACAGAAACAAGUGAUGAAAGAGUACAGACGCCGUUCCGAAAUGGUUGUGAGCCAGCAGCCUACACUCUCUGUUGUUCACGUGGACGCCAACGGAAACGCCCGUACGGUACCUAUGGAUGAUGACUCGGAGACAAAAUCUGUCGUGGACCCCAGGAAUGAUGUCCGAAUGGAUAGGGAAGAAGAGGCAAAAAUGAAACUUUGCCCAUGUCUACCUGCAGUAUCCGCAGAGUUCCCUGGGUACCCUGAGGAAGGAGGCGUUUUGGCCCCAUUUAAGUACUCGCUAGGAUGGGUGUUAUUUGUUGUGAGCUUUCCUUUCAUCUGUAUGUUUACAUGGACCAUUCCCGACUGUAGUAAGCCACACAACCGCAAAUACUUCCCAGCUUCUUUCACGAUGUCUAUCAUUUGGAUAGCCAUUUUGAGCUUUGGCAUGGUGACGUUGGUUGGACGAUCUGGGUGCAUCUUGAGCGUGGACAAGUUUACCAUGGGAUUGGUAGUCAUAGCCAUUGGCACUAGUGUUCCGGUAAGUUAUUGAAUCCCGUGGUCACGUUUUAACUUUUUGCAGUCUUUACACUGGAAAUGGAAAAUUUUCCUUUUAAGGCGUCUUCCUAUCAAUUAUUUCUCAGUUUUCUUCAUUCACAGCAUAUUAAAUAACGUUUUAAAAAACAUCGAUCGACAUUCGAAAAAAAGACGUGCAUUUUUGUUAACGCUUUGUUUGGUUAAGCACUGGUGAUCAAACCCAUUAGCGUACCAUAUCCCAAACCUCGCGCUGGACUAGCAUCCCAUGGGGGAGGGGGGGGGAGAGGAAGAAAGUAGUAAUACUCCUACUUGCUUCACGGUAAGGGAUAAGCUCCGAUUGGGUGAGCCACUGGGCUCAAGUGCAGACUUACUUUUUUCGACUUAGUAAGGAAAGCUACCUCUAAACAGAGAAGUAAUCAAACGAAACCACAUUGCACAUUCAAAUAAAAAAAAAACUCUACAGAUAAACGAACCUGUUACCUUUUCUGAUUAGGUCAAACACUCAAACGUUGUGCUAAUUACAGAUCAAUUUCAUAACUGAAUUAUUUUGCUUUUUUUUUCAGGAUGCUUUAAGCUCCAUCAUUGUCGCACGGGAUGGUUUUGGAGAUAUGGCCGUUUCAAACGCCAUUGGAUCGAAUGUAUUUGACAUCAACCUUGGUAUUGGCUUACCAUUUGUUAUCAGGAUCAUAAUUGAUAACUUUCAACCUAUCCGACUUCUAACACCAAAGGAAGAGGUAAAAUCAAUAGAGUUUUCACAUCAACUCGUACUUUUCGCAUCUUUGCCAUCAAAAGAUGGUAAACAAAAGCAAUGUUUUUUAGGGUAACUUUGGUGAAGAAUACACUUAACUCUUCUCUUUUAGGAGCGUCUUCCGUGAAAAAUAUUUAGCAUAAGAUUUCUUCCCGAGUCUGUUAAUUUCUCACCAUUGUUCUGUUUUAAAAAUUUCCACAUAUCGGUAUUAUUUCUUUAUUUUUAACUCUCAAUUAAUUUUCAAUUUAUAUGUUCUUGCAGGAAAUGUUAUCGUCAGGAAGUCUUGUAGUGGUGCCACACGUCAAAUUUGGUUUCAUUUUGCUUCUCAUUUUGAUCGUAGCCCUUGGGAUUUUCGCCAGCGUGCGCUUUAAAUUGAACAGAAAAAUUGGUAUUUCAUUUUUUACCAUGUAUGUCGCAUUCGUCAUCUAUGCUUACGUUCAAGAUAUGCUGUGUGAUUACGACUGCUGAUGUAAAAACAAAGUACCAACUGACCAUUUUAAAUGAAAUUGUUACAUGAGUGACUCUUUUACAGACCAGUUAGCGUUUUCCGUCUGAAUAGUUCGAUUACAGAUUGAUAGAAUCCACCACUAUCAAUCAAAACUGGACAACAGCUAAGGUUAAUUGAAAUUUUAUUUUUUUACAAAGUUCACAUUUUAGAAACGAUGAGAAUAUCUCUAGAUGAAGUUUAUACUAGGUUUCCAUCGAGGCUAUAAUGUCUGUAACAUGUUUUAGUGUUCUCUGCAAGUAUUCUACUGACAAAGGUAACACACAUCUGUGAUAUAAAUAUAAGGAACUUAUCUAUAUAUGAUAUGGAACAUGUUUCGAAAAACCUAUCACUAUUCAGGUCAUCUUUAUGGCUUACAAUUGUAUUGCAGAAGAUUUGAGAAAUGACUUAGACUGACACAAGGUCUCAUAGGAAAAUUUAUCUAGGAUAAGUUCUAAAGUUGUAAAAAUAUUGCUUAAGUUCUCUACAAUACUACUAAGUUAAGUUAUAACAACAUUGUGAUGACCCAGACGUUUUUGUACUCUAGAUAUAGGUUGUUAUGAAGAGAAAGAGUCAGAGUCCUUUUGUUACCAUAAGCUAAAUGGUUGAAAAGUUUGAAAACAGUCUUACAUGAGUUUAUAUCUGCCAAAAAAACUUUUUGUGUUGAACACAAGGGGAAUGGCUUAUUAAAGAUGUUACACUGUUUUAGGAAAACAAGCUAAAAAAUAGAUUGUUUUUAUAUUCAAUACAACAUACUGAUACAAAAAUUACUUGAAUGUAUUUUUAUCAGAAAAAAAAGGAUAUAGCCACAAACAUUGUAGCUAGGUGGC